CGGAGCUGGGGCGGUCUGGCAGCGCCGGAGCCAGGCGGCAGAGCCCAGCAGGGUUGGCACUUACCCACGACCCCCCUUUCCCUGCUAUGAUGGCCUGUCAGUAGCAGGUUCCAGACCCCCCAAGGGUAUGUAGGCAGAGCUAGCGGCAGCCAGGUGCGCAGAGCCACAGAGCUCUAGGGCACUCUGGGGGCAGCUCUGCCUGCUGCGCUCUGUGGUGCCUGGGGAGAUGCCCAAGUGACGGGCGAGCUGGUGAGAACAAGAACGUUCCCUUUUGGCCCGAGUCCGCUGCAUCUAUGGCGCUGCCGGCCAGUCUGGUGCCCCUGUGCUGCUUGGCACUUCUGGCGCUGCCGGCUCAGAGCUGCGGGCCUGGCCGGGGACCCGUCGGCCGGCGCCGCUACGUGCGCAAACAGCUCGUGCCGCUGCUCUACAAGCAAUUUGUGCCCAGCGUGCCCGAGCGGACCCUGGGUGCCAGUGGGCCGGCUGAGGGGAGGGUGACAAGAGGUUCUGAGCGCUUCCGGGACCUGGUGCCUAACUACAACCCCGACAUCAUCUUCAAGGAUGAGGAGAACAGUGGCGCAGACCGCCUGAUGACCGAGCGUUGUAAGGAGCGGGUGAACGCGCUGGCCAUAGCCGUGAUGAACAUGUGGCCCGGAGUGCGCCUACGGGUGACCGAGGGCUGGGACGAGGACGGCCACCACGCGCAGGACUCACUUCAUUAUGAAGGACGAGCCUUGGAUAUCACCACAUCCGACCGCGACCGCAACAAGUAUGGGUUGCUGGCGCGCCUGGCCGUGGAAGCCGGCUUCGACUGGGUCUACUAUGAGUCCCGCAACCACGUCCACGUGUCGGUCAAAGCUGAUAACUCCCUGGCGGUCAGGGCCGGCGGCUGCUUUCCGGGAAAUGCCACUGUGCGCCUGCGGAGCGGCGAGCGGAAGGGGCUGCGGGAACUGCAUCGCGGAGACUGGGUGCUGGCGGCGGACGCGGCCGGCCGGGUGGUGCCCACGCCCGUAUUGCUCUUCCUGGACCGGGACUUGCAGCGCCGGGCCUCUUUCGUAGCGGUGGAGACCGAGCGGCCCCCGCGCAAGCUGUUGCUCACGCCCUGGCACUUGGUGUUCGCGGCUCGGGGGCCAGCGCCCGCGCCAGGCGACUUUGCACCGGUGUUCGCGCGCCGGUUGCGCGCGGGGGACUCGGUGCUGGCGCCGGGCGGGGACGCCCUUCGGCCGGCGCGCGUGGCCCGCGUAGCGCGGGAGGAAGCGGUGGGCGUUUUCGCGCCGCUCACAGCGCACGGGACGCUGCUGGUCAAUGAUGUCCUGGCCUCAUGCUACGCGGUUCUGGAAAGUCACCAGUGGGCUCACCGCGCCUUUGCUCCUUUGCGCCUGCUGCACGCGCUGGGGGCGCUGCUUCCGGGCGGGGCCGUCCAGCCGACUGGCAUGCAUUGGUACUCUCGGUUCCUCUAUCGCUUGGCUGAGGAGCUGCUGGACUGAGCGUUCCAGGCAUAGAAACCUCGUGGCACCCGUCUAAACGCGAGCGUGCGGGCUGAGAUCCGGGGAUAUGCGCGGCAGACAAUGCUGACUGGGGGGAGGGGUAGGGAGAAAAUGGUUUAGGGCAACCUCUAAUUGAGAGGUUGGGUCCUAGGUAGGUGGUGGGGUUGAUGAUGGAUACUCCUUGACGAGGACUAUUUCUCCUCUUAUUCCCCAGUGCCUCAGCCCCACUCGAUUAUUUUAUUUUAUUUUCUAUUUAUAAAUUGUAAUAUAAUCUGCUUGCCCAGCCUGGCAAGAUGAGGGGCUGAGGCACGGUCAUAACAUUUCCCUACAAGUGGGCUAAUAAAAGGAAGGGUUCCAGGAGCUUAUUGGGAAAUAUCUCUAUUCAGAUGGUGAUUUGCCUCCAGAUUGGGGGAGGGGUAUGGAGAAAGGGGACCAUACCUUACUUCCCAUCCCCCCUUGUUUCCCAGCAGGUCGUCCUGCCUUGCUUCCUCCUCUCUGGAGGCUUCCCUGUCGACCAGCAACAGAGACCAGAAGAGUCUGCCCUUUUUUAGGCUGCUAGUUCUUUUUCCCACCAGAGAGGACUAGCAUUCUGCCCAUGUGUCUGCAUACCCGACUGUUGAAGAGACCAGGGUUAUCCAAAGAACAAGACAACUCAAACGCAUUCUUUCUCUGUUCAUAGGGGCUCCAAAGGAGGUUGAAGCCAUUUUAGGUACUGAUACUUAAAAGAAUUCUGGCUCCCAUUUGUUAGCCUGCGCUCUCCCCUGCUCAAGAAUCACCAUAGCCUGCAUUCUACUCCUGUGUGGGGGUGGGGUGGAAGGGGGUGUCUACAUGGGACUGAUUUUUUUUUUUUCUUCCCCUGGGAGGUCACUGGACCAACUGACAACUCAUGGCAAUCCCUCAGCUCAGUUCAGUCGCUCAGUCAUGUCCAACUCUUUGCAACCCCAUAGACUGCGG
Capra hircus (goat) is the source of this 2438-nucleotide messenger RNA. It is a transcript of the gene DHH, whose product is annotated as desert hedgehog. NCBI's taxonomy places the organism in Eukaryota, Metazoa, Chordata, Mammalia, Artiodactyla, Bovidae. Bases 294 to 1484 code for a protein of 396 amino acids. The transcript has 3 exons. Gene Ontology annotation, molecular function: patched binding; calcium ion binding. Gene Ontology annotation, biological process: cell-cell signaling; cell fate specification; protein autoprocessing. The record is from RefSeq and is a predicted model, not a curated record.